AUGUCAUUUAGACCAGGUAGCAGAGGCGGUUCCCGUGGUGGUUCCAGAGGCGGCUUCGGUGGCAGAGGUGGCUCCCGUGGUGGUGCCCGUGGUGGUUCCAGAGGUGGCUUCGGUGGUAGAGGUGGUGCUCGUGGUGGUUCCAGAGGUGGCUUCGGUGGCAGAGGCGGUGCUCGUGGUGGUUCCAGAGGAGGCUUCGGUGGCAGAGGUGGUGCCCGUGGUGGUUCUCGUGGUGGUGCUGCUGGUGGUGCCAGAGGUGGUGCCAAGGUUGUUAUUGAACCACAUAGACAUGCUGGUGUUUACAUUGCCAGAGGUAAAGAAGAUUUGCUAGUUACCAAAAAUAUGGCCCCAGGUGAAUCUGUUUAUGGUGAAAAGAGAAUUUCUGUUGAAGAACCUUCAAAAGAAGAUGGUGUUCCUCCUACCAAGGUUGAAUACCGUGUUUGGAAUCCUUUCAGAUCUAAGUUGGCAGCCGGUAUUAUGGGAGGUUUAGAUGAAUUAUUCAUUGCCCCAGGUAAAAAAGUUCUAUAUUUAGGUGCUGCUUCAGGUACUUCUGUUUCUCACGUCUCAGAUGUUGUUGGCCCAGAAGGUGUUGUGUAUGCUGUUGAGUUUUCUCACAGACCGGGCAGAGAAUUAAUUUCUAUGGCUAAGAAGAGACCUAAUAUUAUUCCAAUUAUUGAAGAUGCUAGACACCCACAAAAGUACAGAAUGUUGAUUGGUAUGGUUGAUUGUGUCUUCGCAGAUGUUGCUCAACCUGACCAAGCUCGUAUUAUUGCAUUGAACUCUCAUAUGUUCUUGAAAGAUCAAGGUGGCGUUGUUAUCUCUAUCAAGGCUAACUGUAUUGACUCUACUGUAGACGCAGAAACUGUUUUUGCCAGAGAAGUUCAAAAGUUACGUGAGGAACGUAUUAAGCCAUUGGAACAAUUGACUUUGGAACCAUACGAAAGAGACCAUUGUAUCGUCGUUGGUAGAUAUAUGAGAAGUGGUUUGAAGAAAUAG
Saccharomyces mikatae IFO 1815 is the source of this 993-nucleotide messenger RNA. RefSeq names its product rRNA methyltransferase NOP1 (gene NOP1). Lineage: Eukaryota; Fungi; Ascomycota; Saccharomycetes; Saccharomycetales; Saccharomycetaceae. Gene Ontology annotation, cellular component: nucleolus; box C/D methylation guide snoRNP complex; small-subunit processome. The record is from RefSeq and is a predicted model, not a curated record. Gene Ontology annotation, biological process: box C/D sno(s)RNA 3'-end processing; rRNA methylation. Bases 1 to 993 code for a protein of 330 amino acids. The transcript has a single exon. Gene Ontology annotation, molecular function: RNA binding; rRNA methyltransferase activity; histone H2AQ104 methyltransferase activity.